GCUGCUACAUACUUUAAAACUAGCAGCUGAAGUUUGCCAGUUGUACACUGUGGAUAUGCACUAGCUGCUGAAGUGCAUUUGGGCCCAUAGUACCAGAUUAUAUUCUUCAAACUCAUGCACCCAUCCAGCACACGGCUAAGAAUGACUCCAAGAAGGAAAAAGUAACACACACCGGACCCUUCUGUAAAGGCUGAUGACAACAUACCAGCACGGAUUUAUGAAAACUAACUACCCUUUGGAAUAAUGAGUAGGAGGUACAAAUUGCAAAGAGCCUCCCGCUGGGCAAUAUAUAUUGGUUGGAAUAGGCACCCUGGAGUGACAACAGCUGGUUGUAAUUAAAAAAAAGGAGAGAAAAAUGGAGAAAGGAGACGUGUUGAUUAAUAGCUGAAGUUUGGGUUGUUGUUUUUUAGUGGUUUCUUGUGCAAACCCAGAGCAAAAGCCCUACAACUAGUCCAAGCCUAGGAACCACAGGGUUUAAUGUCUGAAAAGGACAAGACUACAGUGGGCAGUGUCUCCUCCAGGAGAUGAAGAGAGAAGGUGGCUAAGGGAGAAGAGGAGAAGCCCCACUGCCUGCAUUGCAAAACUAUGGUAUGAUUUACAUGCUUUACUGCAAAGUUCUUGGUGCAAAAGGAUGUUUAAGCUGCUGAGAAGCAUUAGCCAUUCAUAGACGUCAUAGAAUCAGCCCGACAGGUCAUUUCAUUGUCCAAGAUGGUACCGAGAAAACUGGGAUUAGACCUGUUCAGAUGUUUUGGUGCACAGGCUCAGAGAUCACGGAGAAGGGGGAGGCUGAAGAAGCCACCUGUGGCUGGAUUCUGCUUCUUGCUUGCUUUCUCUGUGGUGGCAUUUACAAGUUUUCCACUGCUGCUUCCAAACAGCUACAGGGAGUCCGAUUUACAGUUCUUGGUACUGGCUGAGCCAGAUAGGAAAGUCAUCCGGCCCAGGCGACUGUGGACACACACCACUACCUCUGUUCCCUGGGGGGCCAGGAGCUUUGACCACAGUGAAUGGAAGUCCGCUCCUCCUGGCACCAAUAAGGACAGGCAAUCCUCACACCAUCCCCAUGCCACUUGCAAACAAAAGAUCAAGCCAAGCAGCCUGCGCCAACAAAACCACACGCUGCUGAAAGCAAAGAGAAAGCAGAAAGGAGAGAUUAGGAAACAUAACAUUGUUGGGAAAAGCUCUGAAGCCAGCAAUAAAUUACCGCAUGAAAACAUUCCUCGCGGGACCAAUGGUGAGAAGAAAAGGGAGCUUAAUACUCAUUUUUCACUAAAGAAUAUGGGGAACAAUAGUCAUUUCUAUAAACUGACAGUGAAGAAGGCAGAUAUGAAACCACAAAUGGCGGCGGCCCCUUUCUUUUCUUCUUCCCUCAGCAAUAAAAGGGGUUUGCAGGAUGGAAAGCGGGAGUUUGUUUUACUUCUUAAGAACUCUUUUGCAAGCCAGCUAGCUGUGGCGCAGGACCAAUGCAAACCAGAUGUGCAAGCAGCUGGCACUGAGCUGCAGCAUUCAGAUUUGAUUAAAGCCUUUAUCUCAGAAGCAGAUAUCAGGCUGCCCUUCAAAAGUGCAGCAAGCACUCAGAGACAGACAGGCAGUUACUCCCAGGAGCCUGGAGAGCCAGGAGCUCAUUUCGGGGUGGAUGUGGCUAAGCAGUUACAGACAUCAGAAUGGUGUAUGAAGACUCGAGCAGAUGCCCUUUCUGCCAAAUGGGAGGGAAGCCUGAGGUUUGGGGAGAGGAUCCCACCUUGGUUUACGGCAGACGACGUGCAGAAGAUGAAAUGGCUGGCAAAUGGCAAAGUGGUGACCAAAACUAGAAUUCCUGCCCAUGGACAAAUACUCAGAGUCAGCCUUUCGGCCAGCCAAGACAUUUCCCCAUCUGACCUUAAACAAGACUGUUCGGAUGGGCUCUGUGGGUUAAUAAAGCGGCCCAGUGACCUCUAUGAGGUGCUAGCUUUCCACUUGGACAGAGUGCUGGGGCUGAAUAGGAGUCCGCCUGCAGUGGCCCGCAAAUUCAACAGUCCCCUGAUGCCCUAUAAAUAUACCAACGGUGCAGCGAGGCCCAUCGUAUGGUGGGUGCCAGAUAUCCAGCACCUCGAUGACCCCAACAAUGACCAGAACUCUUUUGCACUUGGUUGGCUACAGUAUCAGUCUCUGCUGCGGCAGCGGUGUGGCAUGGCGGACUCCACAGCAGCUCUCGGAAUAGCUCCGUGUUUGAGUGUCCAGCACACGGAAUGGGCCAAAUUGGCGCUCUUUGAUUUUCUCCUACAGGUUCAUGACCGCCUGGAUCGUUACUGCUGUGGAUUUCAGCCAGACCCUUCAGAACCCUGCAGGGAGGAAAUGCUUCAUGACAAAUGUAGGAAUCCUGCAGAGUUGGUCCUCGUCCACAUCUUGAUCCGAGGCAGUGACCCAUCUCACCUGGUAUUCAUUGACAAUGCAGGUAGACCUCACCAUCCAGAAGCAAAACUCAACUUCAGACUAUUGGAAGGCAUUGAUGGGUUUCCUGAGACAGCUGUGACUGUGCUCAAAUCGGGAUGUUUACAGAACAUGCUUCUGAAGUCACUCUACACGGAUCAGGAAUUCUGGGAAAGCCAGGGUGGAUACCAAGGACUUAGACACUUGCUUCAUGUCAUUAACAGAAGAGGAGAGAUCCUACUGCAGCACAUUCAGGAACACAAUUUGACAAGCUUUAAGGAUUCUUCACUUUAAAACAUGCUCCCUACAAGGGUGAUACUCAUCUGAAAUAAAGAGCAAGGCUGCAACCAUGGAUAUAUACCUCAGUUCUCUAAAGCUCUUAUGAUCCAAUGCUGAUCUUGAAUGCUUGAUUCUUUAGAAUCAAAUUUGGCAACACAUCCUGAAGAAGCAGAAUAGAUCCCAGGAAGAGAGCGCUGGGGGAAAGAAUUUCUGACACUUUUCAGAAAGGCUGGGGAAAUGUAUUAACUAAGUACUCAUUGAGCACUGACUCCCAACUUAGAUUUUCAAGGGAGUUAAAUCUUAUUGAGAUUGUAGGCACCUAACACCCUUAGUUUCCUUUGAAAAUCUUAUUUUGAAUGUUAGGGCAAAAUACUAAGGACAACAUGAAAAACAUUAACUCAACUGUUUGAGCGACUGACCACAGCUCACAGAAGACAAUGAGUCUUUUCAUUGACUUCAGUAGACUUUUGAUCAACUUUCAAAAAUAGUCAAUGAAGCCAGUUUGAUUUGAUACGUGAAAAAAGGGCGGGACCUCCAAAGUGAAUUACAUAAAUUAUGUAAGAGCAUGUGACCUAAGAUAGGUCUUCAAUCUAAUGUUGUACCUAUGAUACUGUAGGUAGAUCAGUUAAUGGCAACUUAGAAUCUGGCCCAUAAUGCAGUGCUGCAAGCAUCUAGCAGCAAUUGCUACAGUUAGUAUAGAAAGUACUUUGCAAUCUUAACUCUUGAUUUUCAUACACUCAGUGAUUCCUGAAACAUUCACUAUUUGAGCUGCAAUUUUCCAUGCUAGGUCUGGAGUGAGUUUUUAUUUUAUUUGAAAAAGUAUGAACUAAAUCAUGUGUCAUUUUGGAGCUCUGGGAAAAUUAACAAAAAUACCUCCCACCGCUCUUAAAUACCCUUUUCUGGACAUGGCAGCAGCAAAAUCAGCUGUCCAAAACUCAAAACCUUCCUUGGUUUGCAGGGACAUAUUUUUAAAAUAAACAACUGCAAAAUGACUUCUGACCAUACUGUCUGCUCAGAAUUUUGGCAUAGCCGAGUCCUGUCUUAUUUUUGUCAUCACUGUACAUGUGCCUGGCUGCUCCGACAGUGAGUGUGAUUGUGUCUCUCUGGCUAGUACUGAGACAACAUAGAUGACAUAAAUUGAAAAUGUCUCAUGGAAAAAUACACAGCAAAAUCCUCCAAAAAUACUGACAAACAAAAUUGCAAGGGCAAUUUUUUUUAAAAAAAAUUGGGAUUCUGGUAGGUUAAAGGCUCUUUGAAAUUUUCCUUUCUACAAUAUUCCUGCCAUUCUAAUUGCAUAUUUUGUAUUUGCCAUGUAAGCUGAGGCCAAGCUUUUCAGAAGUGACUCCAGGUGCUCAGCUUAAGACAUGUGUCUCCAAGUGCUCAGCUUAAGACGUGUAGCAUGGUGCCUCCAGGUGCUCAGCUUAAGACAUGUGUAGCAGCCUGAUUUUCAGACAGUGUUAAGCACCCAUUCUCUGAAAACCAGGUUCCUUCAAGGUCUCCCAAGUUGGACACUCAACUGAGGCACCUGUAACCAUCAGCCACUUUUGGAAGUCUUGACCUACAUUUUUGUAAUAAAAAACAAUCUUCCGCAGUGUAAACAUAUGUGCUGCUACCCUACAAAUCUGUUUUGCAGAAAAUGAUCUCCAGUCAAGUAAAAAGAACAGAAAAUACAGGAACUCGCCCUUUCCCCACCAUAUUCAACUCCGUAAGGUGUGAGCUUCAAAAUUUAAAGAGGAUAAUAUAAAACCAACCAUCUAACAGCACAAGCAAUUUCCCUUUCUCUCAUUUCUUUGUAAGAGAAAGAUUAAAUGAUACAACUGACGUUAGUGCCAUGUUUAUCAAGUCAAAACAAUUGCUAUUACUGUAAAAAAAUUGUAGUCACCUAGGCCAUGUCUACACUACAGAUAAUAUCGAAGCAGCCACAGUCAAUCUUCCAAGGUUUGAAUUAGCAGGUCUAGUGAAGACACAC
Pelodiscus sinensis (Chinese soft-shelled turtle) is the source of this 4654-nucleotide messenger RNA. RefSeq names its product golgi associated kinase 1A (gene GASK1A). The record is from RefSeq and is a predicted model, not a curated record. Gene Ontology annotation, cellular component: Golgi apparatus. Lineage: Eukaryota; Metazoa; Chordata; Testudines; Trionychidae.